GUCUGUUUGUGCGAUCGUGUCAUUUAGUUGAAAUCAAAAGUAUUUUCGCAAAAUCAAGAAAAAUUUCAAACAAACACAACAACAACCUCUGCAUUUAUAUUUGGGCGCCUUAAAUUACUUAACCUAGAAAACUACAAUGUUGCGCUGUCAGCAUAUUUUGCUCGGCCUUGCGGUCACACUGUGUUGUGGCGCCAGCUUCGCACAGUAUUCGUCGAAUAUGUUCCUCAAUGGUGAAUAUCAGAAUGGCAUUAAGGCGAACCCAAGCAAAUCGAACGCAAUAAAUCCGGCAACAAAUAUCUUUUUGGAGCAUGCAAUUAUCAGUCGGCAGGCAUCACCGUUCCAAGGACCCACAUAUUUACCACCUGAGGAGAUUCUAAAAUGCUCCGCUGGCAAACAAUGUGUUUUGCAGGGACAAUGCUUGGAUGGCUACUUUUCGAAUCCAUCGUUGAAGGCACAAAAUUGUAAGUCAACAACCCACACCUGCUGCAUAUACCGCCCACCACCACCGCCACCAACAACAACUGAACGUCCAUACGAUGUUUGCGCAAAGGAUUACGACUGUGUGCCAACACGUUAUUGCAAUAACGGUGAAAUCGAUUCGGCUGAUUAUGUACAAAAGGGCAAGAGCGAUCGUUGUUAUUCCCCUGAUGUUUGCUGUCGCAUACCUUCCACCACACUGACCGAUGAUGGUUAUGUACUGCGGACUCCAACAGUGAAAUUCAACAUUCCCACAACAAGUAGACCCGUUCAAUAUCCAUCUACACAACAACAGUUCUCUUCGCCACGUUUGCCAGCAACGACACCACAACGUGAAUAUUUGCCACCAAGCACAUAUCCAACCACACCAAAACCCCAAACUCCACGCAAUGAAUAUCUACCACCCACACCAACCACACCCCCGCGUCAAGUAUACACACCAUCUUCCUACAAACCAGUUCCCAUUCCAAGUAGAGCUCCCCCAGCACCACAACCACAACCUCAACCUCAACCACGUCCACAGCCUCAACCACUGCAGCCUCUGCAACCUCGUCCUCAACCACAACCACAGCAGCCUCUGCAACCACGUCCUCAACCUCAGCCACAGCCGCAACCACGUCCCCAACCACAACCUGCUCCAAGACCACAAAAUGAAUACUUACCGCCACGCUCUGAAAACCUACCGGGCGACUAUCAUGUCACACAACCAUCAAAUACUGUCACCCAAACUGUGACCGCAUCACCACCAAGAGUACCACAGCCUACGCCACCACAGCGCGGUGAAGACAUUCUCUCGCUACCACUUGACAACCGUCAACACUUGUCGAAAUGUGCCUCGGCUUUGGAAUGCACACCGGAGAACUUCUGCAACAGCAUCGGCGUGAUAACCGAUCAGCCAGUCGACAUUAGUCCUGCCGAAGCAGCUUUCCGCGUUCCUCUCACCGAUUGUCUGCUUGAUAACGGAGCACCAGGCAAAUGUUGUCGUGACGCCAACUACGUUGAUCCAUGGCCUAUCAAUUUGGCCGGUGUAUGCGCCGCCAGAAAUAGGAAUACCAAACCGCAAGGUAUUCAAGAUAUUGACGCCAACUUCGGUGAAAUUCCAUGGCAAGCAAUGAUCCUCAAGGAAUCAACCAAGACUCUGCUCGGUGGUGGUGCAAUUAUUGGCGACCAAAUCGUCUUGACAGCAGCGUCCGUGGUUAAAGGUGUGUCGCCAAAUGACGUGAAAGUUAAGGGUGGUGAAUGGGAGUUGGGACGUGAUAGCGAGCCAUUGCCCUUCCAAAUAGUCGGUGUUAAGUCCAUUGAUAUACACCCUGAAUACAAUCCCUCAACCGGUUCGAAUGACAUGGCCGUAUUACGUUUGGAUAAGAGAAUUGAAUUCGCUCAACACGUGAAACCCAUUUGCGUUACUAAUGAAGAUCCCAAGCCGAAUGAGAAGUGUAUUACCACCGGCUGGGGUAAACAAGCGAUUAAAUCUCACGAGGAGGGCGCCGUCAUGCACGUCUCGGACACAAUAGCACAAUCGCGCGCAGAUUGCGGUGCUGACGACAGCAGCGUUUGCAGUGCCGUUGUACACGAUCCAUGCCUAUUUGAUGUCGGCAGCGCUUUGGCCUGCGGCAGCGGUUCCAGUGUCAUGCUCAAGGGUAUAUACGCCGCCGAAAAUGCCUGUGGAGAUGGUCAAACUGUACGCUUCUCAAAACCCGAUCUCAAAUGGGUUAACGGUUUCUUUACACUACAAAACAAAGACAAACUGCUCAAGAAGCGACGUGUGUAAAAAGUGCUUUAGGUGAAAAGACUUAAGAAAUAUUGAGUGACUUUAGUUUAGCAAAUAUCACACGACAUUAUACACCCAACAUCUAAAUAUGAGUAUCACAUUCAAAACACCACCACCUAAACCACAACAACAACCAAUCAUACACACACACAUAUAUGUGUGUUUGUGCGCCUACAGCAUUUAACCUCUUGCUUUAAGCAUUAAAAACGAAAAUCUCAAUAGUUUUAACCCGUCAUAUUCAAUUCAAAUUGGUGAAAUGUGUCAAAUUCGACUCUUUAAAGAUUUUAAGUAUAAAAUUUAUUUUAUUGUUUUCGCUUUCCACGCGUAACUUCUCAUUGAUAUUUUCUUUUAUUUUCAUUAUUAUAUAAAACAAAAACAAAAUUAAAUAAUUAUGCUAUCAUAACCUUAGUUGUAUGCCACUAUCGUGUAAUGAACUUAAGUGUUUAGGAAAAUUUACAUUAAACGAUUACCUUAUUAGAGUUUUCCGCGUAGGCAUUGAGUUCAGGACACUUUUUCGCUUUUUUGUUUAAAUAAAAUAUAAUUUAGUAUGUAUGUACAUAACUAUUAUGUGCCUGAUUCAAUGAUUAAGCUCUCUUAUAAUCUUGUUUCAACAAUGUUUUGCCGUUUAAAGGUUUCCCUAAAGGCAAAACAUAAACAAAAAACAAAAAAAAACACGAAAAACAAAAAGCAAAAUGACAA
Molecule: messenger RNA, 2947 nt
Organism: Bactrocera tryoni
Lineage: Eukaryota; Metazoa; Arthropoda; Insecta; Diptera; Tephritidae
Gene: scaf
Product: inactive serine protease scarface
Exons: 7
Coding region: 137-2248 (703 amino acids)
Biological process (GO): proteolysis
Molecular function (GO): serine-type endopeptidase activity
Source: RefSeq, a predicted model, not a curated record